AUGGAGAAGUCCAGGAAUAUAUCUGAAGAUUUCAUACAAAAGGCAAUGGCAGCUGCCAACUCAAUGCGUCGUGAUGAACUGCUUUUCUCUUACAAGGGAACUCUCUACCCUACCACUAUUUGCAGUCCUGAAACAUUCAAAGCUUUGGAGUCCUUUGAAGUCAGAAGUGAUGAUGUAAUUUUGGCAGGAUACCCAAAAUCCGGCACAAACUGGCUAAGUCAAAUCUUAACUGACCUGAUAGCCAUAUCUCAAAAGAAAACACCAGGAAGUGAAAGUAGUUUGAAUGCUGAAGAACAAAAAGAAAUAGCCUACCUUGAAGUUGGAGAUGCCAAGAAAUAUGAGCGAAUGACUAGAUUACCUUCUCCAAGAUUUCUGGCUUCUCAUCUCCGUCCUGAAAACCUUCCCAAGUCUAUCUUCAAAAACAAUGCCAAGAUAUUGUUACUGAUUCGUAAUCCAAAAGAUGUUGCUACAUCAUUCUACCAUUUCUCCAAUGGCAUAGUUUUUCUUCCCUCCUAUGAGACCUGGAAUGAUUUCUUCACGGAUUUCAUGACAAAGAAAAUGGCCUGGGGAUGCUACUUUGAAUACAUUUCUGAAUGGAACAAAUAUGCUGACAAAGAAAAUAUUAUGACAAUAACUUAUGAAGAGGUAAAAGAGAAUCCAGCCCUGAGUGUGAAGAACAUAGCUACAUUCUUUGGAAUACCUCUGACUGAGGAAGAGCUCCAGCUAGUGCUAGAGAGGAGCAGCUUCCAGUCUAUGAAGAAAAACUCGGACAAGACCCAUGGGCCAAUUGCUAAUGCUCUCUUUCGCAAAGGUGGUGUAAGUGACUGGAAGAAUCUUUUCAGUGAAGAUCAGAGUGAGAAAAUGGACAAAGCAUUUGAAGAACAUAUAGCAGGAACAAAACUUGGAAAAAAGUUAAAGUAUGACUUGUACUGCAAAGCCUGA
Lonchura striata (white-rumped munia) is the source of this 942-nucleotide messenger RNA. RefSeq names its product sulfotransferase 6B1-like. Gene Ontology annotation, molecular function: sulfotransferase activity. The record is from RefSeq and is a predicted model, not a curated record. Lineage: Eukaryota; Metazoa; Chordata; Aves; Passeriformes; Estrildidae.